AUGCAGCCCACUACCGCUACCCUUCUUCCUUCUCCCAUGCUCGACGGGUUCGAGUCCUUCUCGGUCAACGCCGAGUCGUCUUCGGCCCGGCGCCAGCGCAUCUCUAUGGCUUGCCAGUACUGUCGUCACCGUAAAAUCCGAUGCUGUGGAGGCGCACCUUGCCGCAACUGCACUCGAUCAGGUCGGCAGUGCGAGUACACCCCCGUCCCGGAGGAGGUCAACCGCGCUACGCGUGAGAAGAAGGCCUUGUCCAAGACCGUCAAGCCCGCUCCUUCACCAGCCACUCCUUCCAUCCCCACCUUCAGCUACAAUGCUCUCCCCGUCCCAUCCCCCAUGCCGGCCUACUCUCCCUACUUCCUCGAUGUACCUACAUUCGACAUGCCUUACAUCGCUACCGCCCCCGCGCCCGUCAUGGCCACUCCCUCGCGCCCUGCCUACCAGUCCCACCGUCGGACCAGCUCGGCGCCUAGCUACGAGUCGGCAUCGUGGACCCACCCUCCCUCUGCCCCUCUCCUCAACUCUCCCGCUCAGCUCGAGAGCUCGGCAUGGAUGUACAACGGAUGGUCGGCGGCCCUGCCUGUUCCCAGCCUCGAGGUCCCCGCCCCGGCUCCUGCACCCGUCUCGGCGCCGUACACCCCAAGCCGCGCCUUCCCCUCGGUGCUCGAGCAGACCCCCUACCAUAAUGCCUACCUCGCUGCCCCCCCCGUCACUCCGGUCCACACUCAGCACUAUCAGAUGAUGUCGACCCCCAUGCCCUCGGUCCCAACCAUGUCCUCUCUCCCCCUCACACCUCCCGAGUCUCGCGGCAGCUCGAUGGAAGCCGAGUACCCCUCAGCCUACGUUCCCAUGUCGACCCCCUCCACCUCGGCAGCGCCUUCCCACCUCCGCCCACCACCCCUCAGCUUCAAGGGUCUCGGGAUCCAGGUCAACUCGAGCCUCGCUACGGCCUCGUACCCCUACUCCUCCCCUCCCGUUACGCCCACCACCUACUACACCCCUCACUCCACCCCCUCGCUCUACUCUUCCGGGUCAUCUAGCGGUCAGCCCACCCUCUACACCCCCUCACCACCCUCUUACGAGGUCUCGCCCACUCUUGCACCUGAGAUGCCCAGCACCGACCGAAAGGCGCCAGAGCAGUUGAUGGGUUUGGGGAUCGGCAUGGGCCUUGGGAUGCCAAUGGUGGAGCACGACGUGUUCUACACGCCGGUCAUGGGGAACCAGGAGUACUUUGCCAACUAUCAAAUGUAG
Messenger RNA from Dioszegia hungarica, 1248 nucleotides. RefSeq lists its product as uncharacterized. The transcript is spliced from 2 exons. Gene Ontology annotation, molecular function: RNA polymerase II cis-regulatory region sequence-specific DNA binding; DNA-binding transcription activator activity, RNA polymerase II-specific; zinc ion binding. Gene Ontology annotation, biological process: regulation of transcription by RNA polymerase II. Bases 1 to 1248 code for a protein of 415 amino acids. NCBI's taxonomy places the organism in Eukaryota, Fungi, Basidiomycota, Tremellomycetes, Tremellales, Bulleribasidiaceae. Gene Ontology annotation, cellular component: nucleus. The record is from RefSeq and is a predicted model, not a curated record.